AUGAUAGAGACUUUCUACACAAGGCAGCUCCCUGCGCGGGCAGCUCUCCGGCUUCGGUCGCGCAUUGCCUGCUCUCACCAGUCACUACUAGUCAGCACCCAAUCGAGCAUCACCAAGACGUCCGACAUUCGCGCAUUCCCCCAACUGCGGCGAUGGUAUAGCCUCGACCUCAAGUCAAUCGAUUCGAAGUGGCGCAAGAAGUGGCAAGAUAUUGCCGCCAAGGAGCCAACCCAGAAAGAGCGCGUCCAGCGCUCGAACAAUGCCAAAUACGUCCUUUCCAUGUUCCCUUAUCCCUCUGGGAACCUGCAUCUCGGCCACUUGCGCGUAUACGCAAUUGCGGAUGUCGUUGCAAGAUACCACGGGUUAAAAGGCCACGAUGUGCUGCUUCCCAUGGGGUGGGAUGCUUUUGGCCUCCCAGCCGAAAACGCAGCUCUCGAGCGUGGCGUCCCUCCAGCUGGCUGGACACAAAGCAACAUUGCCAAAAUGAAGGAACAACUUGGCGUUAUGAAUGGCAGCUGGGACUGGAGCAAUGAACUUGCCUCGUGUGACCCCGAAUUCUACAAACAUACCCAAAAGCUCUUCCUCAUGCUCUACGAAAAGGGCCUUGCCUAUCAAGCCGAAGCUGAGGUCAACUACGACCCCGUCGAUAAAACAGUCUUGGCCAACGAGCAAGUUGACGCCAACGGCUUCUCCUGGCGCUCGGGUGCCAAGGUGGAGAAGAAGCUCCUCAAGCAGUGGUUUCUGCGAAUUUCAGACUAUCGCGAAGAUCUGCUGCGCGAGCUAGAUACGCUUGCCAAAGACGAUGCAUGGCCGGAGCAUGUCCUCGCGCAGCAGCGCAAUUGGCUUGGUAAAUCUACCGGAGCUCUCAUCAAGUUCCCGAUCAUGGCCAUGGGUCAAGAUAUAGGUUCUGCUAUUGAAGUCUUCACCACACGCCCGGACACUCUCUUUGGCGUGCAAUACAUUGCGCUUGCAGCCUCUCACCCGGUAGUCAACCAACUUGCCGAGGCAGACCCCGAGCUGCGCGCAUUCCUGGAUACCCUUCCCGGCCUGCCAGCCGACUCCAAAGUGGGUUACGUCUUACCACAGCUUCGCGCUAUUAAUCCUCUUGCCUACAACGACGAUACCCCUGAUGCCACCAAAGCGUCUCUGCCAGUCUUUGUCGCACCAUAUGUUCUUGGCGAUUACGGCGAGGGCGCAGUCAUGGGCGUUCCAGGCCACGAUGUCCGAGACCACGCCUUUUGGAAGACGCACAACACCGAACAGCCUGUUAGGUAUGUAAUCGCAGAAUCGCCCGAUGAGUCUACCGCCGUCAUCCCGGCCGAGCCUUAUGUGGAGCACGGCUUCAUGACGGAGCACAGCGGACCUUUCAAGGGCAAAUCCUCCAGAGAUGCUGCUGAAGUCAUGGUCAAGAUGCUUAAAGCGGCCGACUUGGCCAGCACUGUGGAGAAAUGGCGUCUUCGUGACUGGCUCAUUAGCCGGCAGCGAUACUGGGGAGCACCAAUUCCCAUCAUUCACUGCGACAGCUGUGGAAGUGUGCCUGUCCCAGAGGCAGAUCUCCCUGUGAAACUUCCAGAUGUGGAAAAACACUGGCAGACUGGCAAAGCCGGCAAUGCGCUGGAGUCCUCUCCGGGUUUUGUCAACACCGAAUGCCCAAAGUGCAAGGGACCGGCACAUCGUGACACCGACACCAUGGAUACGUUUGUGGACUCGAGUUGGUACUUUGCACGCUUUGUCGAUCCUCACAACAGCAAAGACCUCUUCUCCCCCGAAUCGACCAAGGCUCUGCCCGUUGACAUUUACAUUGGAGGUGUCGAGCAUGCAAUUCUGCAUCUCCUAUACUCACGUUUCAUCUUUAAAUUCUUGGCAGGUACAUCACUGAUGCCUCAAUACACCGAGGAAACAGCCGGUACCGCGGAGCCAUUCAAACGCUUGAUUACUCAGGGCAUGGUCCAUGGCAAGACGUUCAUCGACCCGGCCAAUGGCAAAUUUUUGAAGCCAAACGAGAUUGAUCUACGCGACGCAGAUCAGCCCAAGGUCGCAGCUACGGGCGGCCCCGUUGAGGUGCGCUACGAAAAAAUGUCCAAAUCCAAGCACAACGGCGUGGACCCGACCGAGUUUACCGCCAAAUAUGGUGCUGAUGCCACGCGAGCACAUAUGCUAUUUCAGGCCCCCGUCGCCGAUGAGCUAAAGUGGGAUGAGUCGAAGAUUUCGGGCGUGACGCGCUGGUUGCAACGGCUGCACGACACUGUCGUCAAGAUUGGAGCUGCUACGACCGCGCCGACGGAGACUGCCUUGGACUAUCUGCAGGCUAUGCAGGCCAAUAUCGGCCAGGGGAAAGAAAGGGCCAAACAGCUCAACGCUGAUAUUCUUCUGUGGCGUGAGACGCAACGCAUCAUUCAAAACACUACACGGGCAUUCGAUCAGGUGUACGCAUUGAAUGUCAUUGUUUCGGACCUGAUGACGCUCACAAACGCCCUCGCGGCAUCUAAGGACGCCAGCACCACAAUCAGGUGGCACGUGGCCGAGACCAUGACGAGACUCAUGGCGCCCGUCGUUCCGGCCGUCGCGGAAGAAUGCUGGAGCGUGCUUCGUCCAUCGGCCGGGUCGCUGUUCCGGUCGGCGAGCUUUCCCAACGUCGACGGCACGCUGGAGCUUCUGAAGCCGCAGUCGCAGAAGAGCGUGAUCCAGAUCAACGGCAAGGUGCGCGGCAACCUGGAGCUGCCAGCGCCCGAGGGUGGUCUCGCUGGUGAUGCGCUCAGGGACUGGAUGGUGGAGCAGAUCUUGGCGACGGAGGAAGGGCAGACGAAGUUUGGUCAGGGCCAGUACGAUAUCAGAAGGGCAAAGCGGGCGAUUGCUGUGCAAAACGGCGCGCUGAUUAACUUUGUCAUGUAA
Messenger RNA from Akanthomyces muscarius, 2892 nucleotides. RefSeq lists its product as uncharacterized. Gene Ontology annotation, cellular component: mitochondrion. Gene Ontology annotation, biological process: mitochondrial translation; leucyl-tRNA aminoacylation. Gene Ontology annotation, molecular function: ATP binding; aminoacyl-tRNA deacylase activity; leucine-tRNA ligase activity. The coding region runs from base 1 to 2892 and encodes 963 amino acids. The record is from RefSeq and is a predicted model, not a curated record. The transcript has 2 exons. Lineage: Eukaryota; Fungi; Ascomycota; Sordariomycetes; Hypocreales; Cordycipitaceae.